AAAGGAUCUUCUAUUUAAAAUUUUCAUUUAAAAAAAAAUGCAACUUGUGACUAUUUUUUUAGAUAAUUAUCUGCUAUUAAUUUUAGGUUUCCUAAAAAUGCAGAACGAAGAGCAGCUUGGAUACGAGCUGUUCGAAGAGAGAAUUGGAUGCCAACUUCCUAUUCACGACUUUGUUCGGAUCAUUUUUCUGAGGAUCAGAUUGACAGAACUUCAUUAUGCUGUGUAAGACUGAGAGAAAAUGCUGUGCCUAAUAUCUUCAAAGCAUUUCCACUUCAUCUGCAGAAGACCAAAAAAACACGAAAAGUUCCUGCAGAACGUCUUCUUGAGGAUAAAAAGAAAGAGGAGCCUGUAUUAUGUGAACCACAAACUAGUGCAACGUCUGUUGAAUAUUCUCCAUGCAAGCAACAGCUGAAGCGAAAGCUGCAUAAAGCUGAAGAAUUAAAUAGUGUCUACAGAAAGAAAAUUAAGCUGUUGCAACAAACUGCACGUAGACAGAAAAGGACUAUCUGCAAUUUGAAAACUGUUUUAAAAGAUUUAAAAAAGAGCAGGAUAAUAAAUGAUGAUUAUCUGGACAUUUUAAGAAAAUCAAUUCCUGUUAAUGAAGAACUUCUUUUACGGGAAUUAGCAACGUGUGGGAAAGGCCAGUUACCAAAACAUUACGGUAACGAAUUAAAGGCUUUUGCUUUAACUCUUCAUUUUUAUUCACCUAAAGCAUACAAAUAUGUUAGAAAAACAUUCAAUUCAUGUUUGCCACAUACCAAGACUCUAGCAAACUGGUACAAAUCUAUAAAUGCAGCACCUGGUUUUACACCUGAAUCUUUGAAUGCAUUAGAUAAUGAAGUUAAGAGCACUUCAUACCAUCGCGUUUUUCAUUGA
Messenger RNA from Stegodyphus dumicola, 876 nucleotides. RefSeq names its product THAP domain-containing protein 1 A-like. The record is from RefSeq and is a predicted model, not a curated record. Lineage: Eukaryota; Metazoa; Arthropoda; Arachnida; Araneae; Eresidae.